Gigantopelta aegis is the source of this 645-nucleotide messenger RNA. Its product is annotated as mediator of RNA polymerase II transcription subunit 23-like. The record is from RefSeq and is a predicted model, not a curated record. The transcript is spliced from 2 exons. The coding region runs from base 148 to 645 and encodes 165 amino acids. Lineage: Eukaryota; Metazoa; Mollusca; Gastropoda; Neomphalida; Peltospiridae.
GUUAUUGUUAUACAGUUCCAUAAAAGUGGAAACGCAACAGUCUGUAUCACUCUGCGCAGAAUAUUCUUUUGAAAACAUAUAAAAUUGAAGUAACAUAUUUAAAAAAAUGAAUCAGUGUAAAAAAAAUUGUUUUACAAGGACUAUGCGAUGGUCAAAAUAUGGGACGUGAAUAAUGAAGUAUAUAUUCACAUAAACAAAAUUACAAAGUCAGGCACAAAGCAGCUGUCUUUUUCGGGACCUGCGUUCCGUACUCUGAUGGAACACAGAGAGGAAAUUCUUGCAGCUAUCAAUCAGCUGGAGCACGAGGUGCAGGAAGAGAGCGAGAUGCUCUCAUUAGCCGUUACCGAUGAGAGAUUGGAUCAGCAGCAGCAGCUACAACAUCAGCAGCACUACCAACACCCACCUAUGGAGAGAGUUCCACUCCAUUCCACACGGCGGUUUCAACCGUAUGUUGGAACUGGGCUAGGAGUCCCACAACCACUCGAACAGGCACGCGGUGUGCACACAGUUGGAAGAGGUCAUAGAGCGAACCCGCUGGCGGCCCUACAACACCACCAGCAGCAGCAACAGUCACAGCAACAUCCAGAGCAACAAAACAGAUAUAUAGACAUUUCGCCACCACCAAGUGUAACAUUUAUUGAAUGA